CAAUGCAGUAUCAUCAAAAAUGUUGUCAAGACCUUCAAAUACCUUUAUGGCCUGAGGUUUGAAGUGAAAGGGCUGGAGAACUUCAAGGUGGGCAGCCCCUGUGUCAUCGUGUCAAACCACCAAAGCAUCCUGGACAUGAUGGGCUUGAUGGAAAUCCUUCCAGAUCGCUGUGUUCAGAUUGCCAAGAAGGAGCUUUUGUACACGGGCAGCGUGGGACUAGUCAUGUACCUGGGUGGCGUCAUCUUCAUCAACAGGAAGAGCACGAGCAAUGCCAAGGUGGUGAUGGCGGAUGUUGCCAAGACCAUGCUGUCUGAGAACGUGAUGGUAUGGAUCUACCCGGAGGGCACAAGGAAUGGGAACGGUGACCUGUUGCCUUUCAAGAAGGGAGCCUUUCAUCUUGCCAUACAGGCACAGGUCCCGGUCAUUCCCGUGGUGUACUCCUCCUUCUCCUCGUUCUAUGACCGGAAGAAGAACCUGUUCACAUCAGGUAAAAUCCAGGUCGAGGUUCUCGAGCCCAUUGAAACCAAGGGUCUGACCCCAGAAGAUGUCACUGAGCUUACCAACAGAUGCUAUUCCACCAUGAGGGAGACCUUUUUCAGACUGUCUGGCUUAGUGAAUGAACCCAACAGCUCUGCCCAGACCCAUAUGCAGUAAUAUUGCCGUAUGUCAGGAACUGAGAGGACUCUUUCCAUUGCCAAAGAUAUCCAAGGGCUUUUCUUUCUGUGCAGCCAGCGUGGAGCCUGUUCUGACUCCGCUGUGGGUAACGCUGGUUGGCAAACCACGUGCCAGGCUGGCUCCACAGUUCUGCUGUGUACUGAAUCUCUUGUGGGGUCCUUGAUUCCUGUUGAAAUGUCUCCUGCAUUUUGAGUUUCUCCUACACCCAGCUCAAGCUAAUGAGGCUCUGUGCCCAAUGCAGCAACUUCAUGACCACUAGUGGAGGUUUGGGUAUUGCCUCUGACCAGGUUAGUGUUUGUAAGCCAACCAGUCCAGGGGAAGUUGGAGUAUGCAUCUCCAAGAGCUUACCACCCAGCUUGAUUUCUCCCAUUGCAAUGGGCAUGUACAGGAUUAAUGCAGCAGCUGUCCUCAUACUGCCAGCUUCUUGUACCCAUGCUCUGGAUCUCAGCACAGGGUGAUGGGGCUGAUCCUAGGCAAGUCUCUUGCUCACAGUGGGCAGCUGUUGGGGUGUUUUUGUUUUGUUUUUUUAUUAAGGUGCCUGCCCAGCACCAGGUCCUGAUGGCAGCUCCAUUCUUUGCAGUGUCUUACCAAAUGCGAAAGGCGCAAGUGGGGCAGGCUUGCACUGAAGAGCUGGUUGGGAGAUGGAAAAGAACCUCGCCCCGCUCGCCUGUACAGCUGUGCUAGCAAAUCCCCUGGUAUCAACACGCGGGUCUCAAAGCUGUGUAUGUGAGAUCACUGGAUGUUUAGGAAGGCCAUGUUAAUAUUUGGGAGUCCUGCUAUCCCAUGCGAUGUUUCCACUAGAGGGCUGUCCCGGUACAGCAUAGCAACACUAGCGCUCUUAGAGAAGCCUAUGGCAUCUGUAAAACCAUUGGUGAGCUGUUCUUCUGUCCCAGUAGGAGGAUGAAGGACCAGAGCCAGUGACCUCCCACAGGAUGGAAGUAUGGAUGAUGCUCUUUGAGGCAUGAUUUAAAGAGGAUACGUGCAGCUCUAACUUUUCCCGCCCCCCUAUCUACCCCAGAGCAGAACUGGGAAGCAAAGCGGAGGGUCUUGUAACUAAGAUCUCCACUAACCGUUCUUGCCUCCUUGCAGGGGAAGUUGACUUCCUUAAAUGCAGAACUUGCCAUAGGUGAAGUUGGACAAGGAUGGGUGCAAUCUGCUACCUUGAUGUCUCUUCUAGCAAUCAAGCUUCCACAUCCAAGGUGGACAAGUUUUGGGUUUUUUAGGACUUUUUUGAGGGAUGGGGUGGAUGUGGAGAAGUCAUGUCAAACACGCAUCUGGUAUGUCUUGUGUUUGGAUGAGGCCUCUCUGGUGUCUUACCAGAAUGCAGCUCUCCAUGGGUAUGCCUUCUUUUGUAAAUACAGGACCUGUUCUGCAUCAGUAAGGCCCAAGUACUAAAAUAACAGGAUGAUACACAUCCGCGAGACCUUAGCGUGAUGUCUCCGCUCUGGAAUUGCUGCUAGCGUCUCUGACUUCUCGUUCUUUACCACGUGCCUUGCUCAUAGUAUCAGACCCAAUGGGAUACUGGAGAGGUGCAGAUUGCUCAGGAUGGUCCCUUGGUAUCAAUUGUUGUCUCGUAGGUUGACUUUUUUUUUCUUUCUCAUGUGUUUAAUUGGGUGUGUCCUAAAAUACCUGUUGCUUAUUGAUCUUAAGGGUUAUGUAAUGCUGAUCUAACCCCUUGAUCUGCAGCGUUGACCAAAGCACAAGGCUUGUUCCAGCUUGUCUGAGAACAUUUAGCCUUGCUACCACUAGCCAAGUUGGUUGUAAAAGCAAUAAUGUAAACAGGUGUGGAACAUGCACACUGAACAGGCCAAACGGGUUGGAUGGAGGAUAGCCUUUUUUUGCUGCCACUUCCUGGGCAUUAAAAAUAAAAAUCCCAGGGAUUUGAUGGACUCAGAAGCCUUAAACAGAGACCUGAGAGUGUUGCCUCUGCCUUGUGAAGAUGGAGUCAAGGUGCACCUAACCUCCUGUCCACGGGGCAGAGGUGGAGACAGAUCUUGGCAGCUGAGGUGGUUCUGCUUGGCUGCCAAGGACACACAGUCCAGGGCUCAAACAGUAAACCACAACUAGAAGUAACCAAACAAGAGGGCCCAUCAGUUAAUUUGAGUUUACAGACCAACACAGAGGUGCCCAUCUGAGGCCAUCCAUCUGUGGGGUGCAUCUGGAAGGGGAUCUGAAUUGAAUCAAACCAGCACUUUCUCUCUCUGUGUGUGUGUGUGUGUGUGUGUGUGUGUGUGUGUGUCAGACAAGUAGCUGCAUAAUGGAGGCAAACCACCUUGGAGCUGUCCUAGGCUUCUGGGCCCCAGGCUCCCAUCGAGGAAAAGCUGGGGGGUGGGCGUCUGACUUUUGCCAAAGAGAAUAAUCUUGCAAGUGUUGAUCUUGUAUUUGCCUAUGGAGAAUGGAAAAGUGCCUCUGGGCAGUAAGGGAGUUGCCUGCUGCUCUGUUUUAACUGUGUACUGAAAAUAAUGUAUUGAAGGAAUGCAUAUACUUUUUAUAAAAGCAGUUAUUUCAA
Messenger RNA from Gavialis gangeticus (Gharial), 3184 nucleotides. It is a transcript of the gene AGPAT2, whose product is annotated as 1-acylglycerol-3-phosphate O-acyltransferase 2. Gene Ontology annotation, molecular function: 1-acylglycerol-3-phosphate O-acyltransferase activity. Gene Ontology annotation, cellular component: membrane; endoplasmic reticulum. Gene Ontology annotation, biological process: phosphatidic acid biosynthetic process. The record is from RefSeq and is a predicted model, not a curated record. The annotation marks the transcript as partial. The transcript is spliced from 6 exons. NCBI's taxonomy places the organism in Eukaryota, Metazoa, Chordata, Crocodylia, Gavialidae.